AAUCGUCGUUGGAAUAUUGGAACCAAAACACUUAACUUACAAGGUUUUAUACAAUGCUUUUAUUUUUGUUUCUACCAAUCUUUUAUUAAACCACCUUUCAUUUUCCAAUACUCUUAAACUUCUGUACAUCUCUCUCUCUCUCUCUAAAGCCAUCAUCUUUAGUUCUUGGUCUAAGGUCAAAGUUUCUUUUGUGGUUCUCCUAAACAGCGAUCUUAGGACUAAUCAUCAUGAACGUGUUUCUGGGUCUCUUGCUUCUCUUGGCCUUCACCAAAUCUUCAAGUGCAAUUUACUGUCUCUGCAAAGAUGGAAUAGGAGAGAAAGAGCUUCAAACAGCAAUAGACUAUGCAUGUGGAACCUUAGCUGAUUGUAAUCCAAUCCAUGACAAGGCUCCUUGUUAUCAACCUAACACCAUCAAAAGCCACUGUGAUUGGGCUGUUAAUAGCUAUUUCCAAAACGCAGCUCAAGUCCCUGGAAGCUGCAAUUUCUCCGGCACUGCCACUACCAAUCCAAACCCACCUUCCA
This is a messenger RNA of Camelina sativa (false flax), 522 nucleotides long. Lineage: Eukaryota; Viridiplantae; Streptophyta; Magnoliopsida; Brassicales; Brassicaceae. The record is from RefSeq and is a predicted model, not a curated record.